Molecule: messenger RNA, 2982 nt
Organism: Eurytemora carolleeae
Lineage: Eukaryota; Metazoa; Arthropoda; Copepoda; Calanoida; Temoridae
Product: dynamin-binding protein
Exons: 29
Coding region: 349-2982 (877 amino acids)
Biological process (GO): intracellular signal transduction
Cellular component (GO): cytoplasm
Molecular function (GO): guanyl-nucleotide exchange factor activity; protein binding
Source: RefSeq, a predicted model, not a curated record
AACCCAUCCAACCCUUUCAACCUAUCCAACCCAUCCAACCCAUCCAACCCAUCCAACCUAUCUAACCCUUUCAAUCCAUCCAGCCCAUCUAACCCAUCCAACCAAACAAACGCUGCCAUAUCCAACCCAACAGGUACCCCCGUCCAAUCUCAGCUGGCUGAACAAACUAUUAGAUCAGAUUUGAAUGAGAAAAAUUCGAAUAUCUACGACUAUCUGAAUAAGACCCCUGAAGACCCUACCCGUAACCAUGGCGAAGCUGAGGUGGAAGGACGGAUUAAAGGUGUAGGGCAGGGGGAGGGGGAUCAAGAGGGAAGUGUUGAUCUUCAUCCAGGAGAAUCAUCGCAGGACAUGACCAUGAGCAAGGACGAACUUACUCCGAGUAAGACCCUAAACCUGGAUGAGCUAACUCCAAGCAGAGCCCGGAGUCAGGACGAAUUUCCUCCAGAUAAGACUCGAGAAACCCAGCUAAGAAGCUCGAGUAAUCAGUUUAGAUCAAGAUCAUCUCAGAUUCAAAAUAUUCUUGCAGACAGAAACAGUCAGACGUAUUCUCGUCGAAGCUCUGGAUCCCUUCCAUCUCUCUCCCAUAGCUACGAAACCCUGAGCGGAGGAGAAACUAUCCCGGAGCAAAACCUUAAAAUUCCGCUCCGUCCUGCGCCUCCAGUGCCGACACGAGUAGUUGUUCUCAACAGUUCAAUAGUUGGGUCGGAUCAAGCAUCAAGAGAGCGAAGAGUCCAGAGAAAAAGAAGAAUAAAUUCUUUAAAGAAAAGAAUUCUCUGGAAGGAAAAGUUGCUGGAGGAUGAAUCUCAGGAUCAGCUGAUUUUGGAGCUGGAUAUGUACCAGGAUAUUGCAGUAGCUCGUGGAACAACAUAUGAUACUUUAAACCAAAGAAUGGACAGAUGUCAGGCCAACAUUGAAAUCAUAUCUGGACAAAUUCAAGAACUGCAGGUUUGUUUGAACGAUGAGGAGGGAAAGCUUGAGGAUGAAAGGAUAGAUGAGAUUACACAAAAACAGGAAUUUGAUAAACUCCAGGAGAAGCUUGAAGCAAAGAGAAGGGAAGAAGAUAAAAAAAGAGAAGAAGAAAGAAGGAAAAAGAAUAGAACACACAGAGCACAUGUGAUCAGAGAACUAGUUUUAACUGAACGAGAUUACUGCAGAUAUCUUACUUUAACAUCUCAGGCUUUUGAACUUGACGUUCCUGCUAAACUUGAAUCUCAGGGAAUAGAUGUGAAAACGUUAUUUGGAAACUUGAACGCCGUUCUGGACACUUCACAACGGUUUCUCUCCAGACUAACCGAGGAACUGGAAAAAUGUGAAGUAAGAAAUAUACCUGGAGACGGGACGGAGUACAACCCUAGCUCCGGGCUUGGAGCCGGUACAGAGCAGGACGGGAACGACAAGUUUGUCUCUUGCCAGAUCGGAGUGUGCUUCUUGGAGAGCGCAGAAGAGAUGAAGAGUGCGUAUACUGAAUACUGUUUGCUCUUGGAGAGAGCAGAAAGCGCCCUUGAACAGUAUGAAGCAGAUCCAACUCUGCAGAAAGUUGUGGGAAGAGGCUUAGAAAUCCUUCGAAGCGAUGUUUCCUGCUUUAAUCUGAGUUCUGUUCUGAUCAAACCUGUUCAACGGAUCCUUAAGUAUCCUCUUCUUCUCAACCAGCUGAUCAAGGUAACUGAGGAAGAUAAUAAUGAUCGAGUAAAUUUGAAGCAAGCAUUAGAAAUAAUGGCCGAGAUCGCUUCAUUUAUAAACGAGACAAAAAGGAAGAAGGAUAUUGUGGAUAAAUACCGAAGUGAAGAUGAAUCUUCUAUAUCCAGGAAGAUUUCUAAAAUGAACAUGCAUUCCCUUGGCAAGAAAUCUGCCAGAAUUUCAUUAAAGUUUCUCAGUUCAAUCGGGAUAGACAGCUUGAGAACUGAUGAUGAGUAUGAUGAGCUGGAGAAGCUGUAUAUCCAGCUGACCAGCUCCGUGAACCUGUUCUUGCAGAACCUGAGCAAGGUGAAGGAACAACUUCAUCUCGCGACAAUCUCACAGUACAAUGUUUCACAGAAUAUUACAGACUUCUACAGUGAGGUGAAGAGCAAUGAGGUGGAAGCGUACCGUACUGCACACUCAUAUAUUCUUUCCUACGUUUGGAACCAGUUCAAUCAGUUGGUUGAGUGUCGAGUAGUUCGUCCUAUCACACAGCUCCUGGAUACCUUCUCCAGUCCAACUCGUCUUAUGAGUAAGAGAACGGAUAAACUCAUGGAUCUAGUAGCUGCCAGUCAACGGGCUAAUAGGAAUAAAGACCAGAAACUUAAUAAACAGAUUGAGAUUGAACUAGAAACUUCGAAGACGACCUAUAUUGCCUUAAAUAGUCAGCUGUUAUCAGAACUACCAACAUUGAUACAGCUUGGAACCGAUGUGUACAGAGAAUGUGUACAUCAGUACAUACUAUUAAGAAAACUGUUCGUGGGCCGCGCAACUAAUAAGCUUCUCAAUCUGAUGAAUUUGCCCUUGAUGCGAAGUAGUUCUGCAGAUAUACUUGAAGUAUUCCUCAUUAAACAUUCUCUCAUUGGAAACCAAAUUGGUAGAUUCUCAUUUGCUUCGAAGAAUUUCCGGUGUGAGGACAAUUUUAGAAGCAGUUCCCCCACUGAUACUCCUUCCAGGGAGCAUGAGAAUCCCCAGACGGCUCAUCAUAAAAGCUUUCUGCUGAAUAAAUACCCUACGAACAGUAUCUACCAGGUGAUUAAUGACCUGACGGUACCGGAGGAAGGAUCUAGUGGUUUGAAGGGUGGGAUGGAGCUCCGAGUUAGGGUUGGAGACCUGGUCGGAGUUAUCCAGAAGAAACAUCCUAUGGGGGACAAGAGCAGAUGGUUUUGUGACACGGGACAGGCACAAGGGUUUCUGAAUUCAUCGGUGCUUAUUCCGGCAGGGAAGAGUCUAGAAACUGAACAAAACCCUUUGAACAAGUGGCAGAGUUCAGAAAACACCGGGCCUCAACAAUCAAAGGUAUAA